UAUCCUCCUCCUAUUUCUGCUCCCCUCCCUUCUUUUCUCUCUCUCUCUCUCUCUCUCUCUCUCUCUCGCUGUGUGGGUGCCUAUCUGUUGGAGUAAGACAGCUGGGGAGAUCUGGAAAGAUUUCUGUCUGGGUGCCUGUCUCUGGCGCCGCGAGGGACACAGCUCGGCUGGUGACACCGUAAAGGGGGGAGCGUCAGUGACAAGAAGAGCAAGAAAAGUGACAGGGACACCGGUUGCUAAGCGGAUGAGCAGAUCCCUAAUGCCAUAGAGAUGAGAACCAGGGAACGAUAAUACAGAGACGCUGGUGAACUGCAUUUUGGUGGCAGCUGGGACAGACACAGAGACGGAUUCUUCUCUUAAAAUCUACAUCCCAGGGCAGAGAGUCGGCUGGCACUCACAUACUCAUUCUCUGUCUUCUUUCUCCAAUCAUUCCUUCAGUCCUUUCUCAGUUACCAAGGCUUGAUAGAAGAUACGAAGAUACAAAUGAGUAGCUGUUGAUAACGAGGAACAACCUAGUUGUUUAGAUUGUUAUAUUUAAAAGAGGCUUGCUCUCAUAUCCUGUCCUGUAGAACAUGAUGCACAAAAUCUCCAGAAUGACUGUGGAACAAAAACUUCUCUAAUUUAGGCAAAAACUCCAGAUUUGGACAUCAUCUCUUGCCUUAGCCCUUCAAUCUUGAUAUGGCUAUUAUGGCAUGCUGGUGGGUCUUUGUGACAAUAACUUUUUGUUUUUCUUACCUCCCACCAGGAGCACACAGCGAUUGCUGGUUGAUUGAGGGGGAUAAAGGUUAUGUCUGGUUGGCCAUAUGUAGUCAGAAUCAACCACCUUAUGAGACCAUUCCUCAGCAUAUCAAUAGUACAGUUCAUGAUCUCAGGCUUAAUGAAAAUAAGUUAAAGAUAAUUGGUUAUGCUUCCCUAUCUCGCUUUGGAAACCUGACAGAUCUGAACCUAACCAAGAAUGAGAUCUCCUACAUUGAAGAUGGAGCCUUCCUUGGACAAUCCAAUUUACAGAUUCUUCAGCUUGGUUAUAACAAGUUAACCAAUUUGUCUGAGGGAAUGCUUAGGGGUAUGCCCAGAUUACAAUUUCUCUUUGUUCAGCAUAACCUGAUUGAGGUGGUAACCCCAGGAGCUUUCUCCGAAUGUUUAAGCCUUAUAAGCAUUGACUUAUCUUCUAAUCGACUCCAAAAGCUGGACAGUUCUACCUUUGUUGGUCUUCCAGCACUAAUGGCAUGCGAACUGGCUGGAAAUCCUUUUCAUUGUGGUUGCGAACUAUAUGGCUUUCUUGAUUGGCUUGUCAUGUUUAACAAUUUUACUAGAAAUUAUGAUCGUUUACAGUGUGAAAGUCCUAGAGAGUUUGCUGGUUACCCACUCUUAAGCCCCAGGCCUCACCACAGUCGGAAUGCUAUAACUGUUCUUCAGGCUCGAUGCAAAAAUGGAGGAAUAUUUUCUGUACCACGUGAAAGGCCGACUCCAUUCAUACCAGAUUCCUUACAUGAUCCAGAUGAAAAUUCUGGCUAUAGUCCUGGGGACGUUCUUUAUCCUGAGCCAACACCUCCCUCCACCACAGACUCAUCUGUUAUGCCCACCAUUGAAAUUCAUCAUGUGACUGGAAGUUCAGCUACUUUGAUUGUCACUAUUCCAUAUCCAUAUAAAAAGAUGUACAUUCUGGUGCAGUAUAAUAACAGUUUUGUAUAUGAUGUGACAACUUUGAAGCACAAGAAGGAAUAUAUAACCUUAGAUAAGUUGAAGGCUCAUGUAAAUUACACUUUCUGUGUGGCUUCCAUACGCAAUUCAAAACGCUACAACCAUACCUGCCUCUUUGUAUUCACUCGUUCUAAGGAGAAGGAAGAAUUUUCCCCUAACGCUUCCACUACUACACACUAUAUCAUGACCAUAUUGGGCUGCCUCUUUGGUAUGGUUAUCAUACUGGGAGUAGUGUAUUACUGCUUAAGGAAGAAAAGGAUGCAAGAGGAGAAAAAAAAAUCACUCAAUGUUAAAAAGACUAUUCUUGAAAUGCGGUAUGGUUCAGAUAUUGAUCCAUGUCUGGGAGCCCAUUCUUCACAGAAGAUGUCAGAGCAUCCCAUCCCUAUAUCUCGCAUUUCUUCACUGCCCACUUCAGUGUCUGGGCUUGGAGGUGGAGAUAAAGGUCUUUCUAAACCUAUGAAUUCUCAAAUGGGAACGCCUAAAGGUCCAAAGGGAACUAACUACAUGGAAGUAAGAAGUGGAGAAGGGCUAGAAAGAGGUCAAAGAGGGAUUUCAGGAGGAGAUGAAGAUGAAGAAGAUUUUCGGGAACUAGACAAUGGUGAGGGCUCAGCAUCUGAGAUAUCAACAAUUGCCAAGGAGGUAGAUAAAGUGAACCAAAUUAUCAAUAAUUGUAUUGAUGCCCUAAAACUAGACACGGCUUCUUUUUUAGGCGGGGGGGACCCGGAGCUGGGUUACGAUUGCCAGUCAAUCCCAGCCAGCUCUUCGGGUCACCUAGAGCGGUUGAGCUUCCUCUCUCCUCCAUACAAAGAGGGCGUUCACCCUCUUCAGCGCCAGCUAAGUGCAGACGCUGCCACAGUUGCGAAGAAACGUUGCAGCAUUUCGUCUAGUGGCUCCAUUAAAAGUGCCAGGGUAUUUAGCUUGGAUGUACCAGAUCAGUCUCUAAAGUGUGACUCCAAGUAUAUCGAGAAGAGCAGCCCCAUGAAUAGCCCUAUGGAUCGCCUUCCAUUAGUAUCUUCUUCUGGAGUCCACCAUUUAGAUGUCAAGCCUUCCUAUCACUGUAGUGAACACCGCCACUCCUUUCCUGCUCUGUAUUACGAGGAAAGCGCUGAUACAUUAAGCGAGAGAGUCAGCUUUCUGAAGCCACUGUCACGUUCUAAGAGAGACUCUAGCUACUCCCAACUGUCACCGAGACACAAUUUCUCUGGAUACUCCUCCAGUCCAGAGUACUCCACUGAAAACACCCACAAGAUUUGGGAACGCUUCCGUCCUUAUAAAAAACACACCCGGGAAGAGGUCUACAUAGCAGCUGGACAUGCCCUGCGCAAAAAGGUCCAGUUUGCGAAAGGAGAGGACUUGCACGAUAUCUUGGAUUACUGGAAGGGAGUGUCUGCUCAACAGAAACUGUAAAUUACACCUGUCAAGGUGCUUAGAGCCGGCUAUGGCUGUGGACACGUCUCAGCUGAGAAUUGUGGUGCUGAAGCACUACAGUUUGCAAUUAAAGUUUACAUUGGAGGUGGGGAUGUUCCCUCACAGAGGGGAGACAAAGAGAUUGUGAGUUCUGCACAGGGAAUUUUCUGGCACAGACCUCCUCCCCUUUUUAACACUUCCCCCCACGUCUCCACACACUGUAUUGGUGACUUUCUUUCUAUUUACAUAUUUUUGUUGCUAAAGAUUUUCUUUAAUUUUUAUCAUUUUGUUGAAAAAAAUGAUAUGUAUUGCUCUGAAUGUUGCAAGCUGAUGUCAUGUACUCUCCCACUCACAGAGUGCCAUUCCUCUAAUAAUUUUCAAAUAAUAAUCUUCUCCUAUAGUUUCUUCACUACUUGUAUAAAUUGAUAGGAAUGACACAAAGCUGGCAUUAAAGCAGCAAUCUAAUGUGAUGGUGAAUUUUCUUCCCAGACCUCUGGAAAAUAGUCUGUCCUGCUUACAAUAAUGAAAUAGUAACCUUAAAUGAGAUUUGUCAUCGUGAUCUAAAAACAGCUUUUCCAAAGUAUCAUGAAAUGCUCUGUAACGUACAGGUAAUGUAUGUUGACCAUGAUUACUGGAGAAGUUUGAGUCGGCAUAAUAAAUUCCAGUAUAUGCGAUUUUAAUAUGGACUGAAAAACCUCCCAUUUCUCCAAAAAUGUAUAUCAAACAUGAAUUAGUUUGCAAAUUUUUGUAUAAAAAGUUAUAUUUGCAAUUUACAAUUUCAUAGUGGCCCUGUUUCAUUGCUUAUGUGUGCAGACUUAUGACUUUACCUCUUAUUCUUCCGUUAUAUUAUAUUUCUCAGUGUGUUUAACUAGCCAUGGGGAAGGUGCUAAAUAUCUUUGACUCAUCUUACAAUGUUACAGUUUGUGAUAGUAAUAUACAGUAUGUGUGAAAGUAAAUCAAAAUCAUUUUCAACCUGUGGUUGCUAAAUAGCAUAAAAUCUAUUACAUUUGCAAUAGCAUUGUCUACGGUAGGCUAUGAAGCACAUUUAGCUUACACAGGUUCCUGUGGCUCCCUAGAACUUCUUACUAAAGUAUGUGUAUGCCUUUGUUUACAUAGAGUACUCGGAGUUGGCUACUUUAAGAUUAGCAAUAGGGAUAUGAUGUUUUAAAGGAACAAUAAGUAUAGAAAAAUCCCAACAAUUCUUCCCUCAAUAUCCAAUGAUCAUAUCCUUGUCUUAUAUUCCAUUCAAAUUGUGAUAUAUCGUGCAUAAAUAAUUCUAUAGGUGUCUCAAGAGAGCGUCCAUUUCCUCCGACCUUCAUCUAAAAAAACCAUGUUUGGCUUUAAGACAACUAGCAGCAGAAGGAGACCUGGCCGUUGUAGGAGACUAUAAAUGUUAAACCGCACCUCCUUAGCUAAGCCUCGCCCUGACCAUAAACCAUCUACUAUCUUUCAAUCAACAUACACUAGAUGAAAAAAAAUGUUAGGGUGUCCAAAUUGUUGACAUAAUAUAAUAUAAUAGUAGUACAGAGAAUAGAUUAUAUAGUGAUAACAUAUCUGAGGAUAUAGCUGAGGGGGUCAAAUAAGGCACAUAGAUGAAUAUAGCAGAAUUUGACCUUCCAGAAUAACAUCUUUGCACUCUGAGAUUUUUCUAGUCUUCAAGGGUUUGUCUUCAAAUGCACCUUUGGAUUCAAAGAUGACAUAAUAUAAGCUGUAUGUUGGGGUCCGCUUAUUCCAUCCACCUAUUUUCAUGAUGUCAGCUUGCAACAUAUAUCUCUGUAGUUUAUCAGUGCAUGGUUUUAACUUUGUCACUUUUACAUUGCCCAGUGUUUUUUGACUUUUUAGAAGCUAA
Bufo gargarizans (Asiatic toad) is the source of this 4957-nucleotide messenger RNA. It is a transcript of the gene ELFN2, whose product is annotated as extracellular leucine rich repeat and fibronectin type III domain containing 2. Gene Ontology annotation, cellular component: plasma membrane. The record is from RefSeq and is a predicted model, not a curated record. The transcript has 2 exons. Gene Ontology annotation, molecular function: protein binding. NCBI's taxonomy places the organism in Eukaryota, Metazoa, Chordata, Amphibia, Anura, Bufonidae. The coding region runs from base 679 to 3108 and encodes 809 amino acids.